UGGUGCUAAACAUCUGCCCAAAGACUAGUGAAGGAUAUACGGUCUGUUCAUGUUCGAAGCAGACUUCUCCUGUGUUUAACAGAUGUUUUUAUUAUACUGCACUAUGCUACUGGAAACCUAGAUUCCAAGACUAGACAUCAUUAGGGAGGACAAAAACAAGUCUGUUCCAUCGGACUCACAGAGAGAGAGACACACACACACUCGCAAAAUGGAUUCAGACUUUUCCGCCAUGUCCUCCAUGAGUGAGCACCAGCAGCAGCUCAAUCUGGAGGAUUCCAUCCCGGGCCUCUACAAGGAGACAAACCGCCUGGCCCUCUACGCGCUCCUCCAAGGGGGUCGCAAGGCCUACCAGGAGUUCCUCAAGGCCGAGGCGCUCACCGACUUCCUCUCGGAGGAGGAGGUCGACUACAUUCUGGAGCACAAGAAGUGGCCCUCGGAGAAAGACGACGACGAGGAUGAGUACGAGGGAAUGGAGAAUGCCCCUUCCACGUACUGUCCCAUGGAGUCCGACGUGGAGGUGCCGGACCUGGAUCUGGGCUGGCCCGAGGCCAGGCUGGAUCACCUGGACACCAACGUGCACAUGUUUUUCCACCCGCCCAGGCAAAACAUGCCCAACAUCAAGACACUGGUGCGGCGGUACAUCAGGGAGGCUAAAAUGGUUAUUGCCAUUGCAAUGGACAUAUUCACGGACGUGGACAUAUUUCGGGACCUGGUGGAGGUGUCCACGAGGGGGGUGGUGGUGUACAUCCUCCUGGACGACCAGCAGUUCGCCAGCUUCUUCCGCAUGUCUGAGAAGGCCAACAUUCCUCUACAAAAGCUAUGGAAUGUCAGGAUCCGCACUGUGAAGGGCCAUGAGUAUCGCUGUCAGUCUGGGGCCAGGUUUCACGGUGCGAUGGAGCAGAGGUUCAUGCUCGUGGACUGUCACACAGCGCUGUAUGGAUCAUACAGCUUCAUGUGGUCCUAUGAGAAGAUCAACCUCAGCAUGGUGCUCCUGAUCACCGGAAAACUGGUCGCCUCCUACGACGAGGAGUUCCGAAGACUGUUUGCUCGCUCCAUCAUACCCACGCUACUCAUCCAGCCAGCUACCACAACAACCACAACAACUGACUUCGGCAGCCCCAGGAUCCAGCCGUCCAAGUUCGGCCUUCACUCCACGCAGCUCUUUGAGCGAUCAAACAGCUUCGAUACCGCCGCGCUGAAAACCAUAAGAGGUGGCCGGGUGAACGUACUGAGUCACGGCGACAGGCCAGAGGACGCGAUGCAGGCCAACGGAGCUGCCCUGCGGCGCGGGCUGAACUUCCAACGAACUCUCGCCGCCGACCUGGCGAAACAGAACAGCAACCUCAACGCUCUCCAAAACAGGCUGUACUCGUCCAUGCACCAGAGGAACCGAGUGCUGACCGGGAAAGGCAACGAGGGCCUGGAGGGUGUCAACCCUUUCUCCUCUUUGGUGCAGCUCAACCACAUUGGCCAGAACUGGCAACCAAACCAAGAGAACAACGCCCUUCUUCAAGGGCCUCAGUCUUUCCUCAGCGCCUCCGAAAUGUCCCUCCAGAAAUGGAGACUCGAGUCCUAUCUGAAAUACGACCACGUUCCCGCGGACUCCUCCGAGAGUUUGGACUGCCUGAGUGUGAAAUCGGACAGCAAGUCCUCGUUGCUAAGUAACCCAGUGGCCAGACCUAAUCUCACGUUCAAAGCUACAGAGACAUCGGGAGCGAUGAAAAGCCCAUACCUUGGCAGGCGCGCCAUCACCUCGGUGUACAGCUCCCUUCAGAAGGCCAAAGACAAUUCCUUACUCAGAGAUCUUCAAAAAACUGAAGAAAAACCAGUAGAAAAUAAAAGAAGUGAAGAACCAACCAUUCGUCCUGCCACGCAGCCACAAAGUCCUGAACCUAGACUCAGAGCUACAUCCAUAUUCGACCAACCACCUGUAAAGGUACCAACUGAUGUGCCGCUCCCAGAAACCAACCACCAACCCCCUGCAUUGGACCGGCCAUUUUCCCCUGGAGCGGAAUCCUUUGUCAGUUGCCCAACUAGCCCCGCGGCCAGCCUUCUGUUCAGUCCCGAGAGUAGCAUCGUCUCUGACAAUGAACAGGGGACAGACGCGAUGUCCUCAGCAAAACAAAAGCUCACGGAGACGCAAAGGUCCAUUUCCCAUUAUGACAUAAAGACCGUGGAGGAGAAGAAGGACCAGAGUUACGACUGGCAACAGCCCCCCUCGAGGACGGCGUCCGCCAUGAACUUGGGCAACAUCGAGGACAACACGUUGAUGAAGGGCUCCAACCUCAAACGACUGCGUCCGUUCAGUGACAGCAACAAGACGCGCUUGUCUCUAAUCGAGAUCCCGGAGGAAGAGGGUUCAAGAAGAAACCUGGACGAACUCGGCUCGAGAACAAACUUGGAAAGAGCAGGUUCAAGGACGAACUUGGAAAGAGCGGGUUCGAGAACGAACUUGGAAAGAGCGGGUUCGAGAACGAACUUGGAAAGAGCGGGUUCGAGAUCGAACUUGAGCGAACUUUCAGCCAGCAGACAAAACCUUACAAGGAUCUCUCUGACGAACAUCCAGCCGACGCCCAUCGAACCAACAGUCCACAUUUCUGGCCUGGGCAUCGGGGGAUACCUCAGCCCCACCGCGUCCUACUCCAGUGUGGGCCGAGCUCAACACCCAUCCACUCCUACACUACACAGAGCUUUAGGCCCCAUCCCAUGGAGCAGUUCGAGGAGGCCGGAGGAGGAAAGGGUCGCGGCUGCUGUGGCUGCAGCUGCUGCUGCUACUGCUGCUGCUGCUGCUGCAUCGCCAAGGACGCUAUCAGCACUGGACGUGGCGGGUAACCAUCAUCGGGUGGACCACGGCUCGCUCACUUCAGUAGCCACCGUAGAGAGCGUGAUGUCUAACCCGGACCAGGGGCGGUACGGCAUACCGGAGGGCAAACGGAACAAGGUGUACAGCCGCUUCGAGCACUUCCUGGUCGAGAGGAAGACGCCCGAUAAGGUGGAGGCGGAGCGCAUGAAUAUGUACUCCUCCGCAGAUAAGCGCCGGAAUUUGUUAAUGGGCGGCCCCACGUCCUACACGAGAUACCAGACCCAAACGCAAAGUGACAAUAAUAGGUUUGGCAAAUUCAUACAGCGUGUGGGCAGUUUCAUAAACAAAAACAAGUAGUGUUGUUGAAAGGUUUAUACAGUGUAUACUCUGGUUAUUCUCUGUGCCUUUGUAAAUAUUGUUGUUAGGAAACAGGUGUACAUGUAAAUGACAGUUUGUAAAAUGUAUUCACAUCGGUUCAAAUGCAGGUAAUGAGCCUUCCCUUACAAUUCCCCUGUAACAUGUGAGCAAAUGUUAUAAUGCGUCAUAGUGAAUUCAUUAGCAGGCAGGGCUCUAAAUUAACUUUUUUCGCACCAGCCAAAAUGGGUUGUAGAUGUUAAUCCUACUAGCCAAGCACACACUCACAAAUGGGUCAAAGUGGCUAGUAAGUUUGUGUUUCUACCAGCCCAACUGAAAUUACACCAGCAUUUGACUGUGGCUGGUGUUAAUUUAAAGCCUUGUUAGUGGGUGGACAUGAAAAAACGUAAUAAUCAGGGUGUUUUGGUUGGGGUAUCUUGAUCUUAGGGGGAUUUUCUGGGUAUAAUAUUGUCACGUUAAUCUGUGCACUUUUACCAUGUAGAUGUACAUAAUGUGUGUAAUAUACAAAUGAGGCCGAAUGUUGUUUGUCUGACAUUUGAAUAUUUAUUGUUCAAAACUUCAGAUGGUGAGACUGAAAUGUUGCUGCCUUCCCAUCCCAUCUCAGGACCAACGUUUUUUUUCAAAA
Molecule: messenger RNA, 3803 nt
Organism: Engraulis encrasicolus (European anchovy)
Lineage: Eukaryota; Metazoa; Chordata; Actinopteri; Clupeiformes; Engraulidae
Product: protein FAM83B-like
Exons: 5
Coding region: 209-3160 (983 amino acids)
Biological process (GO): signal transduction
Cellular component (GO): membrane; cytoplasm
Molecular function (GO): protein kinase binding
Source: RefSeq, a predicted model, not a curated record